Messenger RNA from Hypomesus transpacificus, 10974 nucleotides. It is a transcript of the gene setd2, whose product is annotated as SET domain containing 2, histone lysine methyltransferase. Lineage: Eukaryota; Metazoa; Chordata; Actinopteri; Osmeriformes; Osmeridae. Gene Ontology annotation, cellular component: chromosome; nucleus. The record is from RefSeq and is a predicted model, not a curated record. The transcript is spliced from 22 exons. Gene Ontology annotation, biological process: regulation of DNA-templated transcription. Gene Ontology annotation, molecular function: histone H3K36 methyltransferase activity; protein binding. Bases 476 to 9235 code for a protein of 2919 amino acids.
AGAGGGGAGGAGUCGCCGGGUGUUUGCAGUCGUCUCCACAGCCAGCUUGCUAACGUUAGCUAACAAGCUAGCUAGAUUUCCAAAAUACAAACUUCUAUUUGAACAACAAUAUUUUCAAGAAUUAUAUCAGUGCAGCGUGCUUUCCUUUAAGAGUUUGGUCCAACACACUGCUGUGCAUUUUUUAUAGUCGGAUUAAUGUACAUUGACUGAGUUAAAGUGAAGUGAGGGAGAAAGGAGAGGAUACAAAUUCGAGUACACCCCGUAUGGAUUUGACGUCGGCAUAGCUAGCCUACAUCGCUUGAUGUUUUCCAGUGAAGAUAAAAGGCUGUUUGUUAUUGGAAUGGAAUAUGGGGGAGCCUUAUGACCCAAACAACCCGACAGAGUGUGACAUCCUUUUGGCGAGUUCAUUUCUCUGAACUGGAUUAUUAUUGGUUAGCAGCUUCUAUAGGGUCACAAACCUCAGACCUGCUGCUCAAUGGAUGCUCUGGUGAACACGGAGAUCAGAGAAGAGGGGGGUAAUACCUCGGUCAAGGUUGAGGGCCUAUCCAAGGCAGCUAUACUCAAAGGCCUUUCCCCAAGAGUUAUGUUAUCAAGCCGUCUCUUGCCUAAGGGAACCAAGAUGAAGGUGAACCUGGAGGAGCAGGGUCGCCAGAAAGUGUCCUUCAGCUUCUGCCAGACAAAAAAACCAUUACCGAGUGUUUUCCUGGCCCCUCCCAGCCCUGAAAAAUCUCUCAGUGAACUUCCUUCCGCUGUUCCACCUGGAACGUCACUCCCUCAGGAUACGGCAGGACUUGCAGAAAGUCAAUUGGAGCAAAUACAACCACCUUUAGUGUCCACAUCUGUAGCAGAGACCCAUGUACCUCAAACAUCAGAAUCUUCUGCCCCCAGACCUAAAGUGGACUUGGGGAAAAUGCACUUCAAGAAGCAGAUCCUCAGUGUUUCUGUUAAUGAAGAUAAUUUUACACCUAGCGUCACAUCACAGGAACCACCCUCCCCCGAGCAGCAGUCUAUCAUGCAAUCUCCGGUAAAAAAUGAAAAUGAAUUCCCUUCUCCUCAGUCUCAGCUCAGCCUUCAGAACGUUGUUAAUGACUGCCCCUCAGAGAAUGCCCCCAUGGCAGCCUCUGAAGAGAAGCUGAUCCCUGUCCUCAAAAAGACAACAGAUUCGUCCCAGACAAGAAAAGAUGAUGUUGAUGGUUCCAAUAACACAGAACAGGACACCAUAGAAAAUACGAAAACCCGGUCCCAAUCUGACAGCACACUACCUGGUUCAGAAUCUGAUGGCGAUUCAGUGCGGACGUCUUCCAGCCACAAGUCAGGGGAACCUAAGAGCACAGAGAAGUCAGAAAGUAGACACGAGGCAAUGAACAUUUCCUCAAGGUCCAAACUAGAAGAAAAGGAAAAUAAUUCUCACGUGCGGUUGGAUAAGCAUGAAAAAACCUCCAGCUACUCAAGGGUAGAACGUGAACCAAGACGCACAUCCUCGCGGUCCUGUCAUUCAGACAAAGAUCGCAGGAGAGAAAGAAGUCGUUCGCGGUCCAGAUCGAGAAGCCUCCGGACUAAUUCAUCCCACUCUCGAUCUGAGAGAACCAGAAGUGACCGAGGGUUUCGGUCUGAAAGGUCACAUUACAAUGAGUCAGAGCGAAAGUCUCACAGGAGCCCUCCACACAGAGAAAGGAGAGGGUCUCGUUCCCGGACUGACAGCAGGAUCCGUGACAGUUCUGACUCUGAAGACGAGGUCCGGAGGAACCGAACUAGAACUAGUGAGUCCAGCAGAUCAUCCACCCACUCUGGCUCACAGAGAGAUGCCAAGUCAUCUUCUCAUUCAAAAUCUGAGAAAUCUGUAGAUUCUCCCAACUCUUCUGAGUUGGAUAAAAGAACACAAUCUUCGUCUGAAAGGGUAAAAAGAACAUCAGACACAGAUUCCCAACAGAAGGGUUCUCCUGAUGUUGAAUCUUAUUGCAGGAAAUCCAACAGUAAUUGCAAAUCAGAGACUCGUAUUAAACCCAGUUAUUCAAGCCCUACAACCCGGUCUCAAACAUCUUCAAAAAACCUCCAGAAGAAUAGCUCCAGCGACUCAGAGGGGGAUCUUAAAGGGAAAUCAAAGUCACAGAGCUCUGACAAGAACUCUGGCUCUAAAGAAAACUCAGCAACUUGCUAUAAAAAUUCCAGUGCACCAGACUCUAAGCCUAUUAUGACCUGUAAGUCCCCAGUGAGCAUUAGUGGAAACGGAAGACAAUCAACAGACACAUUUCACAGUCCCAUUAAAAUGCAAACACAUUUAGAGUCUAUGGCAUCCCAUCCACAGAGCAAAGAAGACAAUUUAGAGUUUUAUUCUCAACCAGUUGAUGCAUGUCGAAUGCAUGAAUUCCUUGACAAGGCUACCCUACCAUCCCAUGAUAAAGUUGUGCAAGAAGCACCUCUUUCAUCGUCUUUAAAUUGUUUACAUGUUGACAGCAAAACAGAAAUAGAAUCAAGAGGCAGUGACCUUCCUGCAAGUUUACCAAACCCGUCUGGAGUAGACCUGUUGGUUAAACAAAAUUCCCCAGCUGUGAAGAUAGAUGAAUCGCAAGUAGAACUUCAUGUAGCCAAUACUACUUUUUUCAGUAGUAAUGGUAGAGUGCUAUCCAACGAGCAAUUGGUAGAGUCCAAACCGACAAUGUCUACUGCAGAUGUAUUUGUUAGAGAAAACAUGCAACAGAACACUAGUCUGGAAAAGAUCCUUGAAACAUGUAGAAAUGUGACUGUAAACAUCCAGUCUUGCACAAGCUUCCCUAUCAAAUCUGAAUCAUCGUGCUCCGAACCUGAACAGCGGAUUCUGAAAAACCAGAGUGAACAGCCAGACAUCGAUGUGAUGAAGAAAAAGCGAGCCAAUGCAAAGAAGUCCCGUUGGGAUAUUGUUGGUCAGGACACCUCAGACAGUGAUAAUCCUCAGAAAUUGCUUGGCCAAGAAAGCAAGCCUACCGUUAGAAAAGUCAUCUCAGUUAAAAGUAUAGAAUUUACUAAAGAAAUUAUUCAAGGAGAACGGUCUGUGUUGAAGGGUGAAGGGCAACAGGAGUCUGUGAUACAUUCCAAACUAAUAAAGCAGGAAAGAAUACCCAAGGAUGAACCCAGCUCUGUAAAUAUCACCCCUAGAAAAAGUGACCAACUAGACACAUGUAGAGUCAGUAACGACCAUUUUGACAUCAAACACCCUGUUGACCAUCAUGUCAAACCCCCUUUAGUUUUAAAUCAUAUCUCACAGGGAGACAAAGCUACUUUGGAGCCAACCUGGAAUGGUGAUGACAACGAAGAUAAACAUAAACUUGGAACCCUCAAGACCAAACUGCUGAAAAGUCACAGUGAGUGCAGUGAUAGUGAAGAUUCAGAGUAUGAUUCUGAUUGUGGUGCAGCCAUAAAACGGUUGCACUCUGUGGUGGUUGUGCCAAAGAAUUCCACCCUGACGCAGGACCCACAAGAUCCAUCUCUCUGCAGUCCAGCCAGCAUCUCAGACUGUCAGCAUGUCAAAAGGGCCAGUGACCUAGAGGGUGACCUGCACUUCAACCCACAGCAGAGGCAUAGAGGGGGUUCUAGCAUGAGUGAAGGCACUAAGCAGUCUAGUAUCACAGAUGGAAAUAACCCAGCACGUGACAGUUUGUAUUAUCAAUCUCAGAGCAACAUGAUUGAUAGUACCAGUCAGUUUGAGGGCUCCAGUUUCAUCAGUACUCAGCCUUACAAGGAUUCUGACAGUGCCCAAGAGAGACCAAAGAUUGGGCCACCAAUCGCCCAGGGUCCAGCCUACAGCCUUGACAACUCUUCCAGGCAGUCUGACCCAGGACAUUCACAGCACAGUGACAGUGUUCAAGGUGGACGGAUGCUCUCCCAUUACCAACACAGAAACUUCUCUAGCCUGGAGAACCUCAACAGCAAGGAAGGCUUCGAUGCAGGCUGGAACUUCACACAUGUAGAGCAGCCCACCAGCACAUACCAACAGCCUGACAGUAGUUAUGGGACAAGUUUACAAAAUCCCAAACAGCUUGGAAGCUCCUCCUUUGGACAGGAGUACAGUCAAGCUUAUGCCUACUGGACCCAACAACCCACCAACAUGCCGGUCUACAUCCAUGUAGCUCCUCACUAUAAGGAGACUGUUAGUCAAGUUCAUCCUGACUCUCUGACUAAUGACCACGAGGAGGACAGUGGACCUAAACCAUUAGGCUUUGGUAAACUGGCAUUGCAAUGCAAUGGACCCAACCUUCUGGGAUCUUCUACCUUUGUUCAAGCCCAUGAAAUAAGUAGCAACUGCAGGGGCCCUGUCAGUGAGAGCAUUCCCAUUCCUGAGCCCACUAGAGAAGAACACCUGAGACCCCACAGAGGCAGAGGUCCUCCCAAGAAAAGACGCCCUGAGAUCGAGUCAGAUUCUGAUAAUGAAGCAGAGUUCGGCAAAAGAGUACACCUCAUAGACGGCAAUGCCCAUAAGUUCUCCAAAGACUCUAAGGAAACCUCAGGGAAGGCUGAGGUGCAGCGCCCUCUGCUUAGCCUGCGGGAGUUCCAGGAUGCCAGCAACUGGAGAGAGAUGGCCAGAGCCAAGAGGAUGCCACCGUACUUUGAUCUGAUUGAGGAGAAUCUUUAUUUGACAGAGAGAAAGAAGAGUAAAUCUCAUCGAGACAUCAAGCGUAUGCAGUGUGAGUGUUCAGUCCUAACAAGGGAAGAACGGUCACGUGGAGUAUUGGCUUGUGGGGAGGACUGCCUUAACCGUUUGCUGAUGAUAGAAUGUUCAUCACGGUGCCUGAAUGGAGCCUAUUGCUCUAACCGACGCUUCCAGAUGAAACAACAUGCAGACUUUGAGGUUAUUCUGACUGAAGAUAAAGGCUGGGGACUGCGGGCCGCCAAGGACCUGCCUCCGAACACUUUUGUGCUGGAGUACUGCGGUGAGGUGUUGGACCACAAGGAGUUCAAGACGCGAGUGAAAGAGUAUGCACGCAACAAGAACAUACACUACUACUUCAUGGCCUUGAAGAAUAAUGAGAUCAUAGAUGCAACACUGAAGGGGAACUGCUCUCGCUUUAUGAACCACAGCUGUGAGCCCAAUUGUGAGACUCAGAAGUGGACUGUAAACGGUCAACUCCGAGUUGGCUUCUUCACUACUAAGAUGGUGCCGGCUGGAACGGAACUGACAUUCGAUUACCAGUUCCAGCGAUACGGCAAAGAGGCCCAGAAAUGCUUCUGUGGGGCUUCCAGCUGCAGAGGCUUCCUGGGUGGGGAGAACCGGGUCAGUGUUCGCGCCGCAGGAGGGAAGAUGAAGAAGGAGCGCAGCCGCAAGAAGGACACAGUGAGCGUGCUCACAACGGUGGAUGAGGAGCUGGAGGCACUGCUGGAGAAUGGAGAAGGCCUGUACGAUGAGAAGGAGGUGGUGUCUCUCUGCAGACUGAUGGUCCGCAUGGAAAACAUGGAGCAAAAACUGACCUGCCUUAAACUCAUCCAAGAUACCCAGAAUCCCUCAUGCCUGAAGCAGUUCCUGGACCACCAUGGUCUGUCAUUGUUGUGGAUUUUCAUGGUGGAGCUGUCCGAAGCCAAGGGCAACAGUGCCAAUAACGUCAAACUGCAGUUUGAGAUCAUGAAGACCCUGUCCGUGCUGCCCAUCUCUACUAAGAACAUGCUGGAGGAGAGUCGAGUCCUGCAGUUCAUCCAGCGAUGGGCCCAAACCCACUCCCUACCCCAGCCUGCAGAGAACGACGGCUACUCCAGCGAGAAUACGUCCCGUGCUCAAACGCCUCUCAACACUCCUGAUGGGUCUGCUGCCAAACUUGGAACGGACCUGGACAGCGACACCCCAAAACGGGCUGUCUACCGCCGCCUCAAGAUCAUCAGCGAGAACAGCCUGGACAGCGCGCUCUCGGACGCCAGCAAAGCUUCUGACGGGAAAGAGGAGGAAGAGGAUGAUGACGAGGAGGAAGACGAGGAUGCCUCGCGGAUGGGUCUGUCCGAGAGCAAAGCAGAGAAGACUGAAAGUGCGUUAGGAGGUGAUGGUCAGACUCCAGUGGAUAAGCCCAUGGAAGCAGCUAUCCAGGAGCAGCAGGAGAAAAAAGAGGAGGCGGAGCCUAGCAACAGUACCAAGCUCAAAGAGAAAGCAGACGAGCAGGAGAUGAAAUUGGAGACCGAUGAGAAAGAGAGUGGGCAGGAGCAGCCAAGUCAGCCUCUGGAAGAGAUGGUGGUGCUGGAAGAAGUGGAAAAGCCUGUCGAAGUUGUCCAGGAGCCAGAAAGUCAUUCUGCUCAUGCCCAGACAGAAGAUGUUAACACUGCACUAGCAGAGCAACCAGUUGGUCUGGAGGAAGCCACAGCAGAGAUGGAGGAUGUUGAGAAGGCUCCAGGCAGUGAAGAGCAGCCCAAAGAAGACCAGAUGGUACCAGAGGCUCCCCUCCACUGUGAGGUUUCCCAGGCUCCUUCCAACAUGGAGGGGUCCCCCAGCAUGGAGGCCCCUGAGACUACCUCCAACGCAGAGCAUGCUGUUCCCCUCCACAGCUUGGAGGACCCGGAGGCUCCCAUUGGCUCUGAUAUCCCUGCAACUUCUCCCAGUACAGAGGUUCCUGAAGCACCCCUUACCUCAGAUGUCCAUAUGGAGGAACAUGCUAUAGAUGCCCAGGCAGUGCACCUAGCCCUAGAAACCCAGGCAGUCGACUCUACCCCAGAGAAUCAGGUAGAGGACCUUACCCCAGCUGAUCAGGUAAUGGACUCAACUCCAGAAAACCAGGUCAUGGACCCAACCAUAGAAAACCAGGUGAUGGACCCAAGCCCAGAGGUCCAAGCAGUUGACUUAACCCCAGAAGUCCAAGAAGUGGAUCCAAUUGUAGAGGUUCAGGCUGUCAACUCAAACCCAGAGGCCCAGGUGGUAGACCCAGCCCCAGAGAUCCAGGUGGGAGACCCAGCCCCAGAGGCCCAGGUGGUAGACCCAGCCCCAGAGAUCCAGGUGGGAGACCCAGCCCCAGAGGCCCAGGUGGUAGACCCAGCCCCAGAGGUCCAAGUGGUAGACCCAGCCCCAGAGGUCCAGGUGGUAGACCCAGCCCCAGAGGUCCAAGUGGUAGACCCAGCCCCAGAGGUCCAGGUGGUAGACCCAGCCCCAGAGGUCCAGGUGGUAGACCCAGCCCCAGAGGUCCAGGUGGUAGACCCAGCCCCAGAGGCCCAGGUGGUAGACCCAGCCCCAGAGGCCCAGGUGGUAGACCCAGCCCCAGAGGCCCAGGUGGUAGACCCAGCCCCAGAGGCCCAGGUGGUAGACCCAGCCCCGGACGCCCCCGCUGCCCCUGUAGAGCCCUCAGCAGUUGGAACUCCCUCUCAGGAUGAGGAGGAAGGUGUGUCUGAUGUGGAAAGUGAGAGGAGCCAGGAACCUCCGAUCAACGUUUUGGACAUCAGUGGCAUGGCUGCCAGACUGUUAGACAGCUGGAAGGACCUGAAGGAGGUCUACAGAAUACCAAAAAAAAGCCAGGUGGAGAAGGAGUCUAAUGAUCGCGGUCGAGAUCGUGAUGCUGCCCUGACUCCUCGUACCCCUUCUGCCAGCCGGGAACGUGAGAGGGAGCGAGAGAGGGAGAAGGAGAGAGACAGAGAUAGGGACAGAGAAAGAGACAGAGACCGUGAGAGGGAAAGAGACCGUGACAGAGAGCGGGAUAGGGAGAGGGACUGGGAGAGAGACAGGGAGAGAGACUGGGAUAGGGACAGGGACAGGGAUCGCGACUCUGACAAAACCCACCGCAGCGCUGGCCGUCGGCGAAGACGAGCCUCCACCUCCCCCCCGCCCUCCAGCUACGAGCGAAGCUGCCGGCGCAACGAGGAGCGAUUUGAUACGCCCAUCAGCAGCAAGAAGGUUCAGGUGAAGGAACGCAACAAGUUGUCAACGGAGGAGCGCAGGAAGCUGUUUGAGCAGGAGGUGGCGCAGCGCGAGGCUCAGAAACAGCAGCUCCAACAGCAGCAGCUCCAGACCCUGGCCUACGACGCCAUGGCCUACGGUUCCAGCCCUAGCUUCCUGGCCUACCCCCCUGGUUACCCCCUCCAGACCUUUGUAGACCCAACCAACCCCAAUGCGGGCAAGGUACUGCUGCCCACCCCUCCCGUAGAGCCCCUGUGUGCCACCCUGACCUACGAACAGACUCCUCCCCAGCCCCUCAUUUCUGAGCUGGGUCUGGCCUCUCCCUCCUCCACCUCCCAGGCCACCCCGGUCACCAGCCUUCCUCAGCACAUCGCCACCACCGCCAUGGAGCUCACCGCUGGCACGCCCCAGCAGUACGCCUCCUCCGGUGUGGCCCCCCAGGACCCUGGAGUAGCCGUCCUGUCUGUGCCUGCCCAGGCAGCCACCCAGGUGCAGGGUCAGCAGAGCUACACCACCCUGUGGGACCCCACCACCCAGCAGGCAGUCACUGUGCAGACCCAGCCAGCCCAGCAGUUCCCCCCAGCUCCCUCACAGCCCCAGCCCGCCAUCUACUACCAGGGCCAGCCCUGCCAGACCAUCUACAGCAUCCCCACCGCCCCCUACCCGCAGGCCAACACUCCUCUCAUUCAGGCAUACAGUGAGAAUGCUUCCGGAUACCUCCACGGCCAGCCCGUCUACACUGGCCACCAGCAGGGGGUGGUGGUUCAGCAGGGAGGCACAGUCACCACCAUCGUCACCUCCCAGACCGUCCAGCAGGAGAUGAUUGUCCCCAACAGUGUCAUCGACCUACCCCCUCCGUCUCCCCCCAAAGCCAAGACCAUCGUCCUGCCUCCUGGCUGGAAGGUGGCCAGGGACCCAGAGGGCAAAAUCUACUACUACCACAUCAUCACCAGGCAAACCCAGUGGGACCCUCCGACCUGGGAGGGGGGCAGUGAAAACGCAGGCGUGGAGCACGAGGCCGAGAUGGACUUGGGGACGCCGACCUACGACGAGAACCCCUCCAAGUUCUCCACUAAGACGGCAGAAGCAGACACCUCCAGUGAGCUAGCAAAGAGAAGCAAAGAGUCAUUCCGAAAGGAGAUGUCCCAGUUCAUAGUGCAGUGCCUCAACCCAUAUCGGAAGCCAGACUGUAAACUGGGCCGCAUCAGCAACACUGAAGACUUCAAACACCUGGCCAGAAAGCUAACCCACGGUGUGAUGAACAAGGAGCUGAAGUCCUGCAAGAAUCCUGAGGACCUUGAGUGCAAUGAGAACGUCAAGCACAAGACCAAGGAGUACAUCAAGAAGUACAUGCAGAAGUUUGGCACCGUGUACCGGCCUAAAGAGGACACAGAGCUGGACUAGCCUGCGAGGCGUAUGAUCCGGGCUGGGGCUACACCUGCCCUGGACGGCCGGCGCGGAAUGAGACUUACUCAACCACACGCAGACCUGUCUUGACCUUCCGUUCUCACUCCUACAGGUGUGGAGCCCAGGCUUCCAGCAGACUGAGAGGUCUGUUGUGUGACAGAACAGGCCCAUAGCCUUCUUUGCAGAUUAAAAGAGCUGGACUGUGUGUGAAGGGCCAUCUAGCCGGCUCUCCGCAACCUCUGGUUGCUGGGGGGCCAUGAUGAUGCGACUGAGGCAUCCCAGGAUGACCCGAGACUCCAGGCGAAGUGUUGACCAAAGUCAACGAUGAGGGGUGCUACAUUGACUGUUUCACUACUAUCAUGUUUGGUUUUAAGUGUUUUCCAGUUAUCACUCUUAAAAUGGGUCCUCAUGAUGUUGAUUUCAUCCCUACUUUUUAAGCCCUCUCUCCCCUGUCAGAAAAGGAUAUCUGAGAGAUUAUUAAAACGUACAAUAAAUAUCCAUCGCUCCUCGUUACUGCCCACUGCUGGAUAAUGGCGUACUAGUCCAGCAAAGAUUAUUGUUAAAAUAUGAAUUAAUGUCAAAAAGUAAAGAAACAACUUUUUCUCUCUCUCCCCAUUUGACUGACUUUUCUCAUGCACACAUCUACCCUGCGUAUCUGGUGCUGCUUUCACUGGGCUGUGAGAUUCCAGCCGUCUGCUCCCCAAGCCCUGCCUUCAGACCACGAGUUUGGAGCCACUGUUGUUCUGUGAAGGCUCGAUGAAGGCUGGGGUCUCUGACGCAAACAGUUGUUAGGUUUCCCAAGGUCACUGUCUCUCGAGUGUCGCUGCUCGUUAUGUCAAGCUUGUAUAUUUUACAUGAGGAUGUGGUGGUGGGGAGGGUUGAAACAUUUCCUUGGCUGUCAGGGGACUCUGAGAAGGAGAGGCAGAAAUGGACAUGGGUAACUGAUCGUCUUAUGUCUUUUAUCAACUUGUACCAGGAAGCAAACAAGUUCUGAUUUGCUCUCUGGGACAUGUUUAAUGUGAGUAUGUGUCCCCAACACUUUAACCCCCCCCCCUCCCCUACAGGAGAGGACAAGGGUAGCAUUGUGAUUUUAACAGUCCAUUUCUAUUUAUAUAUAUAUAUACAUCUUACAUGGUAUGCUUUGUAUUAUCCUAAUACCUUGUACAGGCAUUUGAAAAGGAGCCUCUUCUGUUUUGCUUUACAGUUGCUUUGCUCCCCAUUGUCAGGGUUGCAGUUUCCUAGACCUGGGGUGUGCUGUAAUCAGCAACUGUGUCUCAGCCCAUUGAAUCGCAUUAAACCAUGUUAAAACACAUAUGUAUUAUAUUGCUUUUUAUGUGAAUAUAUUGAGAAAUAGUUUUGGAGAAUGUUUAAAUAAAGACUUUGUAAAAGGACUGUUGGUCCCUGAUUACAGUGUAAAUAUGUGUAAUAGAACCAGACUCCUCUACAUGGGCGUGGGUCCGGGGAGGCAUGGUGAGGUCCUAGUUCCACCAGCUCAUCCCUCUGUACCAGCAGCCACGACUAUCAGCUAAGACCAGGACUCAUCUGGCUCUCACAGACCCAUCAGGUUAGAUGGUGGUGGGGUUACAUAUUCAUUUAGUAGGUUUUCAAGGUUGAAUUAUGAGAUUGUUUUUUUAUGUAUAAUGAAGUUCAGACCCCCCACUCUUUAUUGUGUAAGCACAUUGUCAUAAUGAGUGUACAAACAUUUUAAAAGACAAUAAACCUUUUGUUAAAACUGA